CUUGUAUGUGCUGGCAGGGUCUCUUCUCAUGCCAACCGUCUUUUCGCAUUCUUCCCACCACGCUGACAAGAGCUCCUCACGUGGCGCUGAUGUCUGAUACUUCUGAAGUCCACUUCUACUCAAAUGUUCCAUCCCUGCCAGGAAUAGGUACGCGGGCUGCCACUCGCUGUGCGGAGCCUACAGACCUGCGCCAGUUGAAGACAACUUUGCUAAACGAGCGGCUCCCGGCUCUCAAACCGAUUAUCGACUGCAAGCUCAUAAAUGUGGGGCAGAGACACGCAAACUGCGACGAGUUUAUGGACCGCGAGCCCAGCGGCCCGAUUCUCCAACUCUUCGGGCGAGGGCGCACCCCUCCUUGGCGCAGAGCUAAGCAUGGAUCCUUUGCGCCGCAAGUGCCUGCGCCGCCCGCCCUGGAGCCUGUCCGAGGAAAUCACGUUUGUCCAUCAGCACGCGGUGUUGGGCAACGCCUGGGCCAGGCUUGCGGCACAUCUGCCCCAGCGGGAUUCGUCAGAAGUAAAGAACAUUUUCUACAGCACCACUCGCAGCAAGGGAGGCAACAACCGCCGAGUGCUCAGCACCUAUGCACGCGCCGUGCAGGGCCGUGAGGACCAGCCGGAAAGCCGUGUGGCGGCGCUGGCGGCAGCGCUAGCUGAAGUGCCGGCGUGCGUGGCCACGGCCCAGGCCGCGCGUGUUGAUGGCUGGGAGGAAGCGGCACAAGCCGCCGAGGACGCGGCACGACAACUGCGGCAGCUGCAACAGGCAGCCACAGGCCUGGGCUCCGCUGCUAAUCAGCAGGCGAGUUACUCCCCAGUGGUGGUAGCCGCAGCAGCAGCACAAGCUGUGCCGGCACAGUUGCCCGUGCGCGACGGCAGCUCUGGCCAACAGCCGUAUCAGCCCCGGAAGCAGUCGCCGGAGCCGCUGGCCGGUGCGGCUGCAGUGCAGACGCCUGCUGCUGCUGCCGACUUUCCACAGCGCAAGCAGCCGUCGCCACAACCUAUGCCGGCGCUCUAUCUUGACGCGAGCCCCAAUCGCGGCCUGCAUGUACCGCUGCUGCGGCUUGGUCGCGACAACAACAGCCACAUCGCCAGGACGGCUGCUGGUGGCCUAGCCGAGCCUGCAUAUGACGAAGGCCCCAACAGCAAUGACAGCAGCAUCGCCAACAACCUCAGCCUGAGCGCCGUUCCCAGCAGCCUCGGCGUGCCGACUAUGCCGGCGCGGCGAGUGCAGGCAGACAUGAGCAGCUUAGUGUAUACGGAUAGUGGCGGCGGAAACGGCAGCACCCAGGUCGCAGUCCCCAGCAGCGGCAGCGCUGACGGCGUCGCGGACUCUACUGCCGAUCACGGACUGUUGCUGCUGCUGGCAGCGGCGGAGGGCGCCGCCGGCGCCGCUGCUGGCCCCACGCAAGGCUUCAUUGCUCCUGCCGUCGGCCGUCGGCCCGUUGAGGCCGCAGCAGCACAGGCGGCGCUGCCGAGCAUUGGCAGCGGCGGCAGCGACAGCGCAGACAGGAUCGCACGGCGUCUGCAGGAGCUGGAGGAAGGUGUGUUCGGCGCUAUGGGGUCUGACCUCGCUUGGGGGAGCGCCGCGGCACCUGCCGCAGAAAGCCGGCGGGCGCGGGAGUGGGACGAGCUGACCGCUGCAAAGCGCCAGCGGGUUGCGUCUUGUGACGGCGCGAAUGCGCCUGUGUUUCCGGCUGCCGGUGCUGGCGAGAUUGAUGGGAGCAGCAUCCGUUGCAGCGAGGUCACGGCGGCCGAUGUGUCCGCCAUAGCCGCACGGCUGCGGCAGUUGACAGCAGGAGACGGCCUUGCAGCUGCCCACCUGCUGUUACAGCAGCUGCUGCAGCCGCAGACCGGGGCUGCUGCCGCGACAGGCGGCGGCGGUUACAGCAAUGGCCGCGGUGAGGCAGGGCAAAUGCUCGGGAGCGGUGUAUAUGGCGUGGCCUCGAGCUGGACGCAGCAGCAGCCUCCUCAGCCCCAGCAGCCGCCUCUGCAUGUUCGGCCACUCGAUGGGCGCGGUGGCAAUGACUGGCGAGUGUCGCUCCACGGGUACGGUGGUGCCGGCACUGGACCGCAAGGGGCCUCGCCUGCUCCCAUGUCUGAGCCGCUGCUGUCCCUUCGAUGGUGUUCGCGCACCGCCGCAAACAAUGGUGCUAGUGGUGGCGGCAGCUCUGCGGCAGUUGCCGCGGUUGGCGGCCAUGGAGGAGUCGCAGCUGCAGCAGGCGCGCUGCAGCCCCCAGCGGCGGCGGCAGCGGCAACUGAGCGGCUGGGCGGGCGAAGCCUGUACGCGGCCGAGCGCCAGCAGGUGACACAGGCGGCGGCGGCCGCGGCGGCGGCGGCAGUGCUCGCGCGCUACGGCCGCGCCAGCGCGCCAGCGUACGCGUGCAAGCAGUAGCAAGUAAUGUUGCUGGUGGUAAAUGCCUGAACGCAGGCGGAUGUACGGCGGCGGCCGUUGUACUUUUACGUAAGGACGUCGGGUAUCAAAGCUAAUGAAUAAGCAUGGGGUGGCGCUUUAAAAAGGUUCUGGUUUUGACGCUGUGCAAUGCAACACUGCUUAACGUGUUACACAAGAGUGAGCGGGCCAUGACGUUGUUGUAUGUGUGGCGUCUAUGUGCUCGUCACUGCCACCGUGAAUGUUACCCUAUGCUUGUGGGGACGUCCGGUGGCGAUGGCAUUUACGCUUUGCGCUGCUCAACGGGUACCGUGUGCACAACAAGAAACCACGGGGGUUCAAGAAACAAAGGGCAACUGUUUGCCUGUCUUACCUGUGUUACGAAAGAUGGUGGUCGGUACUCGAGGGAAUGAGGGAGAAGUGGUAAGAUUGCAAUGCAUUGUUUGCAGCAAAGCGAGCGAAGCUCGAAGCAUAUUACAGCGUUGGUUAUCCAUGUGGAUGGGGACGCCAUCAUCACCCCUAUUUAUGAGGGGGCCGCUGAGCGCAAGCCGCACACGCACACCGCGUGUAUUUCCUAAGCUGCGGACUAUGAUGACUUGAUUCAAGGGGAACAGACUCAUGUUGCGUAUUGCAGAGGCAGGGGUCGUUGUGGCGUGAAUGAAGCGCGGGCGGGGCGGGUCUCUCGGGCCCCUCUCGUGCGAAGCCUCGGAGUUGCUCUGUAAUGUGGG
Molecule: messenger RNA, 3113 nt
Organism: Chlamydomonas reinhardtii
Lineage: Eukaryota; Viridiplantae; Chlorophyta; Chlorophyceae; Chlamydomonadales; Chlamydomonadaceae
Exons: 3
Coding region: 373-2388 (671 amino acids)
Source: RefSeq, a predicted model, not a curated record